CUCGACGUGCGCGCUCCCGGCAGCCGGUGGCCGUAGCCAGUCGCGUGAGCGGAGUGUAACCCAGGGGCUCCGGGACGUUCUUCACCUAGAUCCUGUCUAAAGUAGUCUCGGGCUUGCGGAGCAGUCGGGCAGCGGGGACCUGGCCUUCGAGGAGCAGUGAGCAGGAUGAGUACCUCACAGGACCAGAAUGGCUCCAGUAGCAGAGAACCCCUUUUGAGGUGUUGUGAUGCACGGAGGGACUUGGAGCUUGCUAUUGGUGGAGUUCUGCGGGCUGAACAGCAGAUUAAAGAUAAUUUGCGAGAGGUCAAAGCCCAGAUUCACAGCUGCAUAAGCCGUCACCUGGAAUGCCUUCGAAGCCGUGAGGUGUGGUUGUAUGAACAGGUAGAUCUCAUCUAUCAGCUUAAAGAGGAAACACUUGAGCAGCAGGCCCAACAGCUCUACUGGUUACUGGGCCAGUUCAAUUGUCUUAUUCACCAACUGGAGUGCACCCAAAACAAAGAUCUAGCCAAUCAAGUCUCCGUGUGCCUGGAGAGACUGGGCAGUUUGACCCUCAAACCUGAAGAUUCGACUGUCCUACUCUUUGAAGCAGACACAACUGCUCUGCGCCAGGCCAUCACCACGUUUGGGUCCCUUAAGACCAUUCAAAUUCCUGAACACUUGAUGGCUAAUGCUAGUUCAUCAAAUGUUGGGCCCUACCUGGAGAAAAGAGGCUAUAUCCCAUUGCUAGAGAAGCAGAAGUCAGCAGGCAGCACCACCACAGCUGUCCCUCUCAGUGAAUGGCUUCUUGGAAACAAACCUGCCUGUGGUUGUGAGGCUCCUUAUACACCCAGCACCAACCUCCAGGACUGGCUUACCCAAAAGCAGACCUUGGAGAAUAAUCAGGCUUCUGACAGAGCCUUUAAUUUCUUCAGUAAUGUGUGGGGCAACCUAAAUGGCUUGGAAAACUGGCUCCACAAGAGUCAACAACAAGAAGUUCCUGAAAAACCAAGUUACCAAAAGUGUAAUAGCUCUUCUACUACCAGUCCUUACUCCAUUGAUAUUGAAAAUGUUGGAGAUCUGGAGUUUCUUGAUCAAGAUGAGAUGGACCUUUCCGAUUGGCUGGUGACUCCCCAGGAAUCCCAUAACCUAGAGAAGCCUGGGAAUGGCAGCUGUGAAACCACUGAGAAGUUUAAGCUCUUGUUCCAGGUGUUCCAGGAGUCCUAUAGUGUGAAUGAUUGGCUUUUCAAGCCUGAUUCCUGUACCAAUUGUCGGGGCAACCAGCCCAAAGGUGUGGAGAUUGAAAACCUAGGCAAUCUGAAGUGCCUGAAUGAUCACAUGGAGGCCAAGAAACCUUUGUCCACUCCCAGCAUGAUUAUUGAGGAUUGGCUUGUCCAGAACCAUCAGAACCCAUAUAAAGUAGAGGAGGUCUGCAAAGCCAAUGAGCCCUGUACAAGCUUUGCAGAGUGCGUGUGUGAUGAAAAUUGUGAGAAGGAAGCUCUCUGUAAAUGGCUGCUGGAGAAAGAAGGAAAAGAUAAAAAUGGUAUACCUGUGGAACCAAAACCUGAAUCUGAGAAGUGUAUAGAUUCCCUGAAUAUGUGGCUCUGUCCUUCCAGAAAAGAGGCAACAGAACAAGCUAAGGCACCAAAGGCAAUGACUCCUUCUAGAAUUGCUGAUUCUUUCCAAGUCAUAAGGACCAGUCCCUUGUCAGAGUGGCUCAUCAUACCCUCAUGCAAAGAAGGACGACCCAAAGAAGUGCCUAAUACUGAGGACAGAGCUGGCAAACAAAAUCUUACAAGCUCCGUGGCUACUUCCUGGUAUCCCUUUAACACAGCUGACUGGGUCUUGCCAGGAAAGAAUACAGGCAACCUCAGCCAGUUAUCCUCAGAAGACAAGUGGCUACUUCGAAAGAAGGCUAAGGAAGUAUUACUUAAUUCACCCCUACAGGAGGAACAUAACUUUCGCCCAGACUGUUAUGGCCUCCCAGCAGUUUGCGAUCUCUUUGCCUGUAUGCAGCUUAAAGUUGAUAAAGAAAAGUGGUUGUAUCGAACUCCUCUACAGAUGUGAAGGAACGAAGUACUCGAGUCAAGCAACUUUUCUGCAGAUUAUCAUUUCCAUGAGCCAAGUGACUACAGCUUGCCAAAUCAUUUUGUUUCUGGGCCUGACCAGUCAGCUUAGUUCCUUUCCUUGCGUGAUUUUGAACUAGUGAAGGGAAAUGUCAUCAAAUUGAGUUACUGUGUAAGAGAAAAAGGCUGUUGAUGCUGAGGUGAUUUGGUUCCUUCUUACAGAAGUAUUAGUUCACCACAACACUAGAAACACAGCAUCUUGUAUAGGUCUUUUUCAUAAGCCUCCAUGACUCCUUAGAUUGGGUUGUUACUAGUCCAUUAAAACACUGUAGUUUUAAAAAUGAAAUAGUUCUAUAAUGAAAGUGUGUUGUUAUAUUCUAAAGCUAGUUAACUUCCCUUUUUGAUUACCCUUCUUUAGAUGCUUUCCUUGUUGUGGGUUUUCUUCCAUUGGUCGUAGAAAUGAUUCUUCAGUUUAAUAUAUAGUAUAUUUCACACAAAUAAUUAACUUUGAGAAUAUAGUGAUUUUUUUCUUAACCAAAAUAUGUAUCAACAAUUUUAGCAGUUUUUGAAUUAAUUACAAAACAUUUUAGCUUACAUGUCAGAUUCUAUAUUAUUCUUUUGAAAGAAAUUCAGCUGCUGGCAAAUUUUCUUUCUCUAAUGGUUAGUGAGCUCUUUUAGAAGGGCUCUGUAUUACUUCAAGAUGAUAUUCUGGUAGUCUUAACCUUUCAAUAUAUUUUGAAGAACUGCAGGCAAAAGAGCCCCAGUGCCAACUAAUCAAAGAGCAAAAGGCAACAUGUUGGAAAUGCAGUACUUGAACUAUUCAUUAUCCUAAGGGUUAUUGGUGCAUCCUGUGUAUAUGGAAGCUUAGCUUGACACAUGGUGCUUUUAACUAGGAGUAAAUUAAAUGUCUUUUCACUGCAAGCAUAGCAUACCUGAACCUCUAAAAGUAUAAUGCAGUAAACAUUUUAGUGAACAGGCCGUUUUGAAUACUUGUGCCUUGGGGUGUUUAUUGAAGCUUUAUGAAAACUAUUGAUGUUUUCUCAAUAUCCUUAAAGUCAUGUCCAUGCUUUAAAAAGUUUCUCUGUAGGUGAAAAAUGGGAUUUAUAAUGUUUAAAUUUUCUGAGAUACCAUAUCUGCUUUCCAGGCCUUUAAACUAUUAAGCCACUCAGCUUGCCUGUAUGGUAUUGGAAAUACUUUUAAAGUUUGUGGUGUGGUCAUCUAGAAAGCCCUUUUGGGAAACACAGCUUCAUUAGAAUUCUUAAACCACUGCUGAAAAAAGCCUUAUUUUCUUUUAGUCUCCCCAGACACCUUUUAGACCUUUAGUAAUAAAGGUAGUGGGUAAAAACUUAAGGAGCUCUUUCAUUAUCUUAGGUUGCAGCAAACUAGUUUUUGAGGUCAAACACUGUGUAUUCCUAAACUUAAAUCAAUCACUGCUGAGUAUGUAAGUCUUUUGCAUUGAUGCAUUUUGUACCUUCCUCCAUUAAAAGCGUAACAGCCAUA
Pteropus alecto (black flying fox) is the source of this 3542-nucleotide messenger RNA. It is a transcript of the gene NCOA4, whose product is annotated as nuclear receptor coactivator 4. Bases 166 to 2043 code for a protein of 625 amino acids. The transcript is spliced from 10 exons. Gene Ontology annotation, molecular function: transcription coactivator activity. Lineage: Eukaryota; Metazoa; Chordata; Mammalia; Chiroptera; Pteropodidae. Gene Ontology annotation, biological process: response to hormone; intracellular iron ion homeostasis. The record is from RefSeq and is a predicted model, not a curated record.